AGCACGGUUUUUUAGCUGCGCGAGUACCCUACCUUGUGCUGCUGAUUGUUCGGCCCGUAGCUUGAGCAUUUCCUGGCAUUUUCUUUGAUCGAAGAAGAAGCCGCCGCGCACCGACGACCCGCGCGGGAUCUCGGAUAUACCGGCGGACUGCCUGGACCCUUCCAUCUUGCAGCGGGGGAGAAGCAACCUCAACUGCAGGCGGCCAAGCGAAAGGCAGCAGCUUGUUUCUCUGGGAAUCAAGACAUGCACGGCCUGAAGACUUCGCUGGUGGUGCUUGGGGCGGCCGUGACGGGGCACGCUUUCGUUGCCCCGAGGGCCGGCUUGCCAACGACCACAACAUCAACUUCCGGACUUGUUCGACCAUUUUCCGCAGCACCGACAACAGAAGCACCGAGCAGAUUGCAAUGCGCCGAGAGACGCAGCAGGGUUGGGAGGGUCGUGGCGAUGGCCACUUCUAGCGCGCGGGGGCCGGGAGACGGAGAGGACGCCAGAAGUCCGGACGAGCUAAAAGCACAAGCGGCGAAAAACAUGCUCUCCGAGUCCUCCGUGGCGAGCGUGGUGUACUACUGGCUGGAGUUCCGAGACGACCUCACCCCCCAGUGGAUGAAGCAGUUCACGUACCGCAACGGCGACAUCCAGGACAUCGGCUGGCACCAGCACCUGGGCCUCCUCCUCAGAGCCGAGCCCGAGGAGAUGGUGGUCCGCAGGCUGUCGCAGAGGCCGCAGGGCGGCUCGGGCAACAACCCGUACCUCAAGGCCAACCGCACGCAGAUGGAGUACAACGUGCUCAUCGAGCCGCAGAAGAUCGCCAGCAAAGUCAUGCAGGUCCGGGAACAGAUCUCCCGCGAGUGGAUCCAAGACCUGAGCCUCAUCUCCGCCGAGAACUCUGAGGUGGAGAGGCACCGGGAGGACUCCUUGUGUCUCGACUCGGAGUCGAAGAAGAGGGACAGGAAGCUCGUCUUCGACCACGACCCUCUCAACAACACGAGCUCGCCCUACCGCGGCAAGAACUACAAGCUUCUCCUGGACAUGAUCACCAAGGCCGCCGUCAGGGCGUACCGCUCCGAGCUGCGCGUCUCCGGAGACCGUUACACCCUCAACUGGCUCGAGAAGUUCAUGCACAGGAACGACAUGGAAGACGGACCCAACCUCAAGGGCAACGACCUGGUGGAGGCCAUCAUCGAUGGGCCGAUCGUCGUGAUCAAGGACCCCCGCACCGAGAAGAACAGAGUCAUCGACCCCGGCCACAUCGGGGGGCAGCUCAUGAACUUCCGGCAGUUGGAGGCCCAGCUUGUCACGGAGGCCAUGGAAUCCAUCCCGAGUGAUCACGUGGAACUCAAGAGGCAGUUCCUGGAGGAGCGCAUGAGGGACCAGCUGGACAACGUUGUGCUCACUCAACGCCGCAAGCGCAUCGUCGAAGCGUCCGCACCGAAGGACGACUUCCCUUCGGCGGACUCGAGUACGCCACAAGAAGGGUUCGAGGUCUAGUAGCAUCUCUGCCUUCCCACAUCCAACAGGGAGGGGUAGAGAGAGAGAGAGAGAGUUACCUCCAAACAUAAAAAAAUCAAAGGGGGACGUGUGAAGUUGAUCGUCGUAACGUUUUGAGAGGGAGGUCGGUCCGGUUUUACGAGGAGAUUUGCAAUCUUGAGGCGCGUGUGUUUCUUCCGUGCGUUUUUAAGCCCGAGGGCUUCGGUGACACCGUUCAAGGUCUGCUGUCUUGUGAGGAGGAGGACAAGUGUCGAAAGGGCUUGUUCUCCCUUUGUACCCUCGUGCUUGAAGAAUAACAUAUGACACGGAACACGAAUACGGCAAAAGCUUGUUGCUGUUCGUUACAUGAGCAGCAUCACCGUCUACGAGGUGCAAGUCAACGCCGAAAAAGCGUGGGGCGCGCGUGCCCUCGGAAGGGUCUCGCCGAGGACGACCAGUUUGUGGGUUGGCGGCGCAGCAGCUUCCCGUCUCGCUGGGGCACGUAAUUAAACAUUGGGAGGUUCACUGUUGGCACGAAGUGAUAGCCUCCUGGGCUGGGGGGUGGAAUCCUGGCCGUUAAACGCUGUAGCAGUAGACGUAGAUUGUAGCUGCUACUGCUGCUGCUGCUGUUCGCGUCGUUGGCUUUUGAACACUCGACGGAGCUGGGGUGCUUGUACAAACUGGUUUCGUCGCGCUGGUGGACACCGGCUUUGUAUCGUUCCUUGUUGUCUUCGAGUUGAGCUUCUUUGGAACGAGGGAGCGACGUAGUCCGAUGUAUUCUCAAAGGGCUUGUACAUACUUGCGUAUAGCUUUGUUUCGAUAUCGCAUUGUAAGGGUGGAGGAGUAUCUCUCGUCGUUGAGCAGAUUGAGGCUCGAGGGAAAACGACCAGUGUAUCGGAAAAGAAAAAUCGAUGUUUUUAUCUUGGACGGCCGUGUGGCCAAGCUGCCUUCUUUCGCAUUUAAACGGGGCGGAGGAAGGCGAUGGGGAUGCCGCAGAAAUAUUAAAAGGCGUCGGGUUGUCCCCUCGCAUACCCUCAGCCACGGGCUGUAAGUACGCGAUGGUGUUUGAUCUGUUUCGUGUUGGGUCGUCCUUUGGUUAUUCUCUGUUGCUUCCUGAAGCCCCCCCCCCCCCGGGAAGAGUAGUGGCGCAUGAAGUACAUGGGAAGAAGCAUCGCGGUGAUACCCACUAUUGCACCACGGUAGGCAUGACGGGUUCCUAGAUAACCUGUGUUUUUGACCGUUGGUGAGGGGCAGGGGUACGGAUAGGGGCGCGUCGAAUUGAGCGUUUGUCAUGGAGCACGGCCACUCGCCAGAGCAGGAAAAGCUAAUGUUCGAUUUAAAGUUGCGGCAUGCAACCAGAAAUAUUGCUGUGCUGCGACAGCGGGGGAUUGCGUUGAAAACGCUUGGAGGAGCAACAUGCGUACAAAGAAAGAAAAUAAGAGCGGUUUGAGGAGUCUUGUAUAUUGUCUUGGUAUGUGUGUGUACAUGUAGAGUGUCUGGGAGAAAGGUUGGGCGUUUAUUGUACUUGGAAGUAGUUGUUUUCUCUUGUGUUUUGGGUCCUGCGCACGGGGUGGUCCUGGGGGGGUUGCUGCUGCUCUGUCCUCUUGGUUUGGAUGUAAAUGGGGUGCGAGGAAAGGUUUUGACAAGAUGCCAUAAUUGGAACUACGGCGACUUGCCGAAGCUGGUUGAGCUGCUGUCACUGCAAGACGACUGUGAAGACGUAGAUAAUUUCGUGAGAACGGCAGGUCGUGGUCUACCGAAUAUUUUUUAGCAGAGUAUCCGUACCGCAAGCGUGUGAAAAAAUCUUGAGA
Messenger RNA from Ectocarpus siliculosus, 3278 nucleotides. NCBI's taxonomy places the organism in Eukaryota, Phaeophyceae, Ectocarpales, Ectocarpaceae. The record is from the annotation of a GenBank genome assembly.